UGACAUUUACCAGAUAUAAACAACAAUACUUGGAAGAACUCAAUUAUACCUAUCUUUAUAUUGGCACUGCUAACACAGUAAACGAUGCUUUACGCAACCUCAUUUUCAGUAUUCGUUAUAACAUUGGAUUUGAUGAGUCCCCUGUAGUAGUCAGACAAAACAUAUACAACACCUUCAUUCUGAUAAGAGGAUUUGCUCUAGAUCCAUUAAAUAUAUUAUAUCAAAUAUCAGAAACAACCUCUAUAUCACCUUCUGUUACAUCCGACGAUACUGGUUCGAUUAUCUCUAGUGAUAUAUUUAAUAAUCAAUUAUCUAAUAACAUACUCCCAUUUGGAUCUAAACCAAGCAAUGAUAAUGAAGCAUCAAACGAACCGACUGGUUCUAAGGAAAUAGACACAGCUGAAAAUGAAGAAGAUGACAUCCUUGCAAUAAAUAAGACACAUCAAACGACUAUUAAAAACAAUAACUAA
Molecule: messenger RNA, 470 nt
Organism: Funneliformis geosporum
Lineage: Eukaryota; Fungi; Glomeromycota; Glomeromycetes; Glomerales; Glomeraceae
Source: the annotation of a GenBank genome assembly